GGGGUACCAUUUUUUCGACUUCGUUCUUCAGGUUCUGAAAUACGUAAAGAAAGUUCACCCUAUGUAUUCUAAUUUAUUGUAACAAGUCUGCUCUAUGUGCUCGCCAGAGACGUUGGAGAAGUUUCACAAAUUUCUUAACACCGAGGAGGCGACCCAAAUCUGCAGCCAGUUCCACACCGAUAUAUGGCAGUCUGGAUGUCAGGUCAUGUGGUAUGAGGAAUACAAGCCUGGGUAUUGGAAACGUGUUCCUAUUCAGGAUUAUCCUCUCGGGUUGCACGUUUCUUCCAAGUUCAGUUCCGAAGGAGAAAGCAUUAACAAUUUGGUAAUGAUAGCAGUCGAAGUACAAAAGCUUCCCCGAGUUAGAUCAGGAGAUAGACUAAGCUAUCAGUUUUACUAAAAUUUCUCGUGUGUUGCCAUGACAAGUUGCAAUAGCGUAACUAGGUGAUCAAGAAAACCGUUGAUUCUCAGGAGCGAACACUCAAACAAGACUUUAACGGCAGGUUAGUC
This is a messenger RNA of Aspergillus japonicus CBS 114.51, 507 nucleotides long. RefSeq lists its product as uncharacterized. Lineage: Eukaryota; Fungi; Ascomycota; Eurotiomycetes; Eurotiales; Aspergillaceae. The coding region runs from base 95 to 397 and encodes 100 amino acids. The transcript is spliced from 2 exons. The record is from RefSeq and is a predicted model, not a curated record.